UCGUAACGAAUUACUAAACUAGAAACGAUGAAUCACCGAAGAAAAUAAACGAAUUGUGUUUUUUAUGAAAUAUUUUAAUUCGUAGUAAAACGUAACACUGUAGUGAUAUCGAAACACUGACGUCAGAACAAUAACCUCUUUCGUAGGCGGUGACGUUUUCCUAUCCAGUUUGAGAAUAAAUUCGACGUUGACCUCGUCUGUGUCGCAGUUUCUGUAACUUGUUAGUAAAUAUGGCUGCUUCGUACUGUGUACCGCUCCUUAUUUUGUAUUUGAUUCACGCUGUGUUAACACAGGGUGAUCAUAUUGAACAGCGUAUGAUCGAUUCCUUCACCGGUGAAAUUAUCCCAUAUAAAUACGGUUUAUCGAAUGGAGAUUAUUGCAUCAACAGUGUAGAAUGUUCGAGUGGAUGUUGCUUGAGCAGUAACAAAAGUACCCAUAGAAAAUGUACAGCCAAGUCACUGAAGAAUGACAAAUGUAGCAAUGACGUAUUGAAGGGACAAAUAUAUUGGAAUCAUUGCCCUUGUAAAUCGGGAGAAAAUGCGUGUGUUAAAGGUAAAAGAGGAGUCGGCAUAUGUUCCUCCUGAGUGCACCUCGCGUGUUUUCUCAUUGUAUCUAGUUCCUACUUGAUUAAUAAAGCAUCCGACUUAUUUUCAUACGCUUCUUGAGUAUUAGUGAUUUGUUGAUGCACGGUUUUCUUCACUCAAACGUAAACAUUCUGUUGUUUAGUUAUCACAAGGCUUUUGAUCCACAGUUAAAUCUAAAACAAUUGCUUAUAACGUUCAAGUAAUCAGUCGUGGGCACACCUGUGGUAACUCCACGUUGGGAGGCGCAUACAAAGAAUUACAGAACACAAAUUGUCUAGACACAUAAUUUAAAGAUAAUUAUUCUAUUUUUACGUAUGAAGCACGAGUUUUAAGAAUUCUAAGUUUACAAUUGUCUUAACUGGAAUA
Molecule: messenger RNA, 950 nt
Organism: Centruroides sculpturatus (bark scorpion)
Lineage: Eukaryota; Metazoa; Arthropoda; Arachnida; Scorpiones; Buthidae
Exons: 3
Coding region: 231-584 (117 amino acids)
Biological process (GO): lipid catabolic process; digestion
Cellular component (GO): extracellular region
Molecular function (GO): enzyme activator activity
Source: RefSeq, a predicted model, not a curated record